AUGUCCUCAUUAUGCGGGGCGGCGUUCACACGUCGGGACCUAUUAACCCGUCAUGAGCGCAUCGCCUUGCAUGACGCCGAUGGCGCCUCCGAACCAUCCGCACCGUCACUCUCACCGACCGGCGGAGUGGAUCCUAAUCCCACCAGGUCGGAUCUUGAGGCUGCUGCAGCCGUUGUGUCACUGGGAGGAGGUAUGAGCUUGGACCAUUGGGCGAUUCAACAACCACAGACACACGCCCAGAUUAACCAGUUCGAGAGUCAUGGCUGUGUCAACGCAAAUGGCGGAGAACAAGGGCCUCAGUCGUAUCAACAGGGCCUGCUUUCACCGCAGCUCUUUGGGAAUGGCCAAGAUAUCAAUGGCUAUGACCACUUCAGAGAAUUUGCCAACUUCCUGGACGGUGUCGGCCUGCCUGCCGAAUGGAGUCCAUACUUUCACCCGCCGGAACGAGAUCAUGAACUUGUCGAUCCUGCCCUGGAGGAAUCUAGGACUGGCGCGGCGACCCCUGUUGGGAGGCAUGGCCCUUCUCGCCCUGGAACGCCUUUCAACAGCUGGCUGCCAUCGGCUCCCGGCAUAAAUAGGGCAUCUGAAAACGUCGUCAACAACAAUAACCACGUCGAUAAGGGAUACAGAGUGACGGAUGAUGAGAGAGCGCGACUAGUCACCUGCCUGGAGACAUUCCGAGACGUCGUGGACCCAAGUUUCAAACUUCCCUCGCGCCAUACGCUAACUAGAUAUAUUACCUCUUUCUUUGAGGGUUUCCACUCUCACAUGGUCUUCAUCCACCAUACCUGGCGCGUGAACGAAACACCCCUGGAGCUCGUAUUGGCCAUAUGUGCGGUCGGUGCGCAGUAUUGUUUUGAGCACCGAAAUUCAGAACGGCUCUUCUACGCUGGAAAGGCAAUAUGUAUGGAACGGUUACGCCACGAAGGCACCAAAUUCGGCCACAAGACCAACACGUUCCUCAAUCUACACGGCGGUCUGUCCCAGAGGCGCGCCGCAGACCCUUGGUCGACCGGCCCCAACAACACGCACAAUCAUAAUACACCCCCCAGGGAUUGGGGUGUGUGGGAGACGAUAGAUACCGUACGAACCUUGAUCCUUCUCAUGGGCUACGCCACUUGGGAGCCAAAAGAGGUUCUACUCCGAGAUGCAUUCGCCGUCCAGAGUCUCCUUGUUCAGGUACUACAAGAUGUCGGUCUCCAAGAAGACCCCGAGUCGGAAGAUGCCUUGAACCAGGAAACCGAUCCGCAUGCCGCGUGGCUUGCAUGGGUGCGAAUAGAAUCGACGCGGCGUGCGAAGCUCAUCGCCUUUUCAUUCCUUCAUAUCCACAGCGUGGCGUAUAAUGUAUAUCCGGUCCUCCGUAGUAAUCAGAUUCACCUGAGGCUGCCCUGCUCUACGAGAGAGUGGAAGGCGCUGACAGCUGCUCAGUGGCAGACUGCGAGACGGGAGACUCGUAAGCAGCAACUGCUCUUUCAGGAUGCUCUCUCCUUGCUUCUGAGAAACGUCGAUUGCACGGCGCCCCUGGACCCGAUUCCCACACCGCUUGGUAAUUACGUUCUGCUGCAUGGCUUGUUGCAGAGAAUUUAUAUUGUGCGCGAUCUCUCACUCCCUAUUAUGGAUCAGCAGGCUUCUCUGCCACCAGACGAGGUAGAAAAACUAGAACGAGGACUUCGCUCCUGGACAUCGGGUUGGCAACAAGCUCCCGAAUCCAGUCUCGACCCGAACAAUGAGAACGGGCCGAUCCCCUUUACAUCCAGCGCGCUUCUCGGCCUCGCCUACGUUCGCAUCUACCUCAACCUGGGCCCCUACCGGCAGCUAGAGACGCGGGAUCCGGUACUCAUCGCCCGAGCGCUCGCCCGUUGCCCAGGGGUCGAGCACAGCGAUGGUGUUAUCUCGGCUUUGCUUUACGCCACUCACGCUCUGAGCAUCCCCGUGAGGUUGGGAGUCGACCGUGUCGCGCGGAGCCAGGCUUUCUUCUGGAGCGUUAGGCAUUCGCUUUCGGGACUGGAGUGUGCUGUUCUGCUUAGCAAGUGGCUCUUCUCGCUUGUGGAACCUGGGAACCGGGAUCCGACACAGUUAAGCGGUAGCGAGGACCGCAUCCUUCAUUGGGUCCGUUGCAUAGUGGAAGAAGCUUGGGCUGUUGUGGACUUCGACGAGGACUUUGACGAGGACCAAUUUCAGGGUGACCCCGCAUUUCUCGGCCUCGCCGUUCUAAAAAUAUGGGCUCACUUCUUCAAAGCAAACGCCCAGUGGCGGUUCAUCAAUAUGAUUGGUCUGAGUCUCGAGAAGUAUCGAGAGAUGCUCAUCAAGUCGGCGGGCACCAGGUUACAUUCUCAGUAG
Scedosporium apiospermum is the source of this 2340-nucleotide messenger RNA. RefSeq lists its product as uncharacterized. The record is from RefSeq and is a predicted model, not a curated record. Gene Ontology annotation, molecular function: RNA polymerase II cis-regulatory region sequence-specific DNA binding; zinc ion binding; DNA-binding transcription factor activity, RNA polymerase II-specific. Gene Ontology annotation, cellular component: chromatin. Bases 1 to 2340 code for a protein of 779 amino acids. Lineage: Eukaryota; Fungi; Ascomycota; Sordariomycetes; Microascales; Microascaceae. The transcript is spliced from 6 exons. Gene Ontology annotation, biological process: regulation of transcription by RNA polymerase II; DNA-templated transcription.